AUGCCUGAAGAAAGAUCUCAUGAAGAUGUUAGACCAUUAAAUGGAGCUCAGACGCUUAUAUUAAUUAUUUUGUGUUUUGUGUUCCCACCAUUACCUGUGUUCUUGUUAAAGGAGAAUUCGUUAUAUAGUAGAGAGUUGUUACUCAGUAUCUUGUUAACUAUUUUGGGACAUGUUCCAGGGGUUCUUUUCUCAAUAUACUACGUGGUAGUUGAGUAUCCUAGAAAGAAUGGGUUUUAUUGUUGUUCUCAGGGUUAUAUUAGAAUUGAAGACCAUGAAAAUGAAGAUCCUGAGAGUAGACCAAUGGAAUCAGAAUCAACCCAUAAUGAAGAACCAAAUUAUACUAAUCCAGAAGCACAAGUACAAGAAGAAACAACUCAUCAAGGUAGCAGUCAAAACAUCCAUUCUGAACCUCCAAGUUAUGAUGAAAUCGCCAAUAACAAUCCAUUCAAAUCGGAUCUCAAACGGGAUAAUAAAGUUCAGUUUUAA
Lizanozyma spartinae is the source of this 486-nucleotide messenger RNA. RefSeq lists its product as uncharacterized. The coding region runs from base 1 to 486 and encodes 161 amino acids. The record is from RefSeq and is a predicted model, not a curated record. The transcript has a single exon. Gene Ontology annotation, cellular component: membrane. Lineage: Eukaryota; Fungi; Ascomycota; Pichiomycetes; Serinales; Debaryomycetaceae.